AUGGCGUCACUGCUACCACCAAUCACUAAAAUCUCAACCAAAGGAAUCUUGAGUUCAGCGGCAAUCAGCAGUUCCGUUCAAGCCAUUCCACGCGGUGGAGGAGGAACAACCUCGGUGGAUUUGUCUCGAUUGUCCCUCGAAUUCAGCGCCAUGAGCUCCUACGCCGUCGUGGCCAGUUUACUGCUGGGCUCUGGUCUGUACUUGUUUGCCAUUACCCCAUUGACAAUUCCAGAUCCUGGAAAAGGACCACCGCAAGACACCCGCCUUUCCAAAUGGGCGACAGCCCUUUUCGCUGUCAUGGUAUCCGUGAACAUUGCCAUGUCCUUACAUACGGUCCUGACCUUUAAUGUCAUGAAUCUAUAUGCCAAUACUGCACUCGGAAAAGGAAUGGACGACGCGUACAUUGCCUUUUGGGACGCUCCCUUCAUUCGGAAUUUGAGAGGAUCGGCCUUUCGAGCCUUUUUGGUGGCCAUUCGAAGUUUCAAAGUCAGCUUUUUGCUGUCCGUCUUUCUCAAGACCAAUGGCAAACACAAGUGGGUUGCAACAGCUCUAGCGGCAUGGCUGAUGAUCUGGUCUACUUUUCAAAUGGAAGGAAUGAUACAAGUUGCCGGUCAAACUAUUUUCAAAGCGGCCAAGGCUUCCGCUUCCAUGUGA
Cylindrotheca closterium is the source of this 654-nucleotide messenger RNA. Lineage: Eukaryota; Bacillariophyta; Bacillariophyceae; Bacillariales; Bacillariaceae. The record is from the annotation of a GenBank genome assembly.